CGGGGAGCGCUGCGCAUGCGCUGCGCCCGGCCCGCCCCCACCCUCCCCCCAGCCGUUGUAGCGGGGGUUCUAGAACUCGUGCGGGGAGCUGUUCCAACGGCCGUUGGAGCCUGCGCGAGGCGGGGUCUCCUCGCUCCGGGGACGCAUGGAGCAGGGCGGCCCCGGCCUCCUGAGGCGGCGGAGCGCGCACGUGCCCUGUCCCGACAGCCCCGUGGCCCUCGGCUUCUCUCGGGCAUAGUACAAGGUUUCAAGAGAGGUGCAGAUCCUGGAAUGCCUGAACCAACUAUUUUGAGUCUUCUUUGGGGAUGAAAGAUUUGGCUGUACAGUACUGUAAUCAUUUGAUGGGCAGAAAAAAUGGUUGAAGAUGUGAACAUUCCUCAGGAUAAGGAGAACAUUUGCCAAUUGCACCAACUAGCUUGUACAGCAUCCUGAGGACAUAGAUGUACAUAAAACAAAAUGUAUUUCUACUGAUGUAAUUUAUUUGCUUUGCACUGUAGUUAAAUAAAUACACUUUGAUUCA
Molecule: messenger RNA, 520 nt
Organism: Alligator mississippiensis (American alligator)
Lineage: Eukaryota; Metazoa; Chordata; Crocodylia; Alligatoridae
Gene: TOMM7
Product: translocase of outer mitochondrial membrane 7
Exons: 3
Coding region: 16-309 (97 amino acids)
Source: RefSeq, a predicted model, not a curated record